Punica granatum (pomegranate) is the source of this 1495-nucleotide messenger RNA. NCBI's taxonomy places the organism in Eukaryota, Viridiplantae, Streptophyta, Magnoliopsida, Myrtales, Lythraceae. The record is from RefSeq and is a predicted model, not a curated record.
AUCCUGCGAUCCACAAAAGGCAUGUACAUGAAACACAGAAUCUCCUAGGAUUCUCAGUAGAGAACGCAGAAACUUCGACAGUGAUCCGCUGGCACUGAUCCUCUCGUGUUUCCUGGACCAUUACCUUGGAGAAGUUUUCAAAGCUCUCGCCUUUGGCUCCCUCUUUUCAUGGAUCUUAAGCCCGAACAGAACCGGAGGCACCACCUUCAGCCGCCGUCCCUUUUGCCGUUGAAGAUCAGGAGGGAACUCGGCUGCACGCUUUGGAUCGUCAUCCUGGUGGUCUCCUCUGUUGCCUUCCUCGGCCUUGUGACCCCCCUAGACCCCCAGUCCCUCCUCCGGUUCGGUUUCCUAUCGGAUAUCCUGACCAGGCAGGGAGCGCCAUCUCGGGGCUGUGAUUACUCGAGGGGAAGGUGGGUCAGGGACGUCAGGGAAUCGUCCAGGCUGUACAAUGAGAGUUGCCCGUUUCUUGAUCCGGGGUUCCGGUGCCGUCUUAAUGGUCGGAAAGACUUGGAUUACCUGAAGUGGCGGUGGCAACCCGAGGGCUGUGAUCUUCCAAGGUUCAAUGCCACCGACCUCCUAGAGAAAACCCGAAAUGGAAGGAUAGUCUUUGCGGGAGAUUCAAUCGGACGGAACCAAUGGGAAUCCUUGGUAUGCAUGCUCUCAAGAGCUGUUUCCAAUCUGUCUUCGAUAUAUGAGGAGAAUGGGAACCCAAUAACCAAGCACAAGGGCUACCUCUCCAUCCGGUUCCAGGACUACAAUCUCACGGUCGAGUACUACAGGACACCUUUCCUGGUCACGACUGGGCGGGCUCCACAAAAUUCAUCGACCAAGGUCCGGAUAGCCAUCAGGGUUGAUGAAUUGCACUGGUAUUCGAGGAAGUGGGUUGGAGCGGACGUGCUGGUGUUCAACGCUGGGCACUGGUGGAACCCAGACAAGACCACAAAGAUGGGAUGCUACUUCCAGGAAGGAAAAAAGAUCAACAUGACAAUGAAUGUGACGGAAGCCUACGAGAGAUCGAUUCUGACAUGGAAGUUGUGGGCACUGAAGAACUUGGACCCCAGCGGAACUCGAGUAUUUUUCCGAAGCUAUUCUCCCGUACACUACAGCGAUGGAAAAUGGGACGAAGGUGGGAAGUGCAGUGGGAACAUGAAGCCCGAGACUGACUACAUGAAACUUGAGCCCGACCCGUCUAGUAACCGUUACAUCUCUGAUGUGAUCAAAGGCAUGGAUGGUGGAGGAAACAGAACGGUUGAAUUCUUAAACAUCACAUUCUUAACAGAGUCCAGGAAGGACGCACACCCUUCGAACCAUCGGGAGCCCGGGACGCCCCCUGAUGCUCCAGAGGACUGCAGCCAUUGGUGCCUCCCAGGAGUUCCUGACACAUGGAAUGAACUGCUCUAUGCCCAUCUCCUGUUGAGUGGAUUCAGAGAGUGACUAUUUCUCCUUACGGUUGCAGAAACAAUCCAAACUAAUCAUAAAGGUGAACUCUUGAACA